This is a messenger RNA of Equus caballus (horse), 831 nucleotides long. RefSeq names its product ribosomal protein L30 (gene RPL30). Gene Ontology annotation, molecular function: structural constituent of ribosome; RNA binding. Gene Ontology annotation, cellular component: cytosolic large ribosomal subunit. The record is from RefSeq and is a predicted model, not a curated record. NCBI's taxonomy places the organism in Eukaryota, Metazoa, Chordata, Mammalia, Perissodactyla, Equidae.
CUCCCGACUCUCUCCAGAAAUGAGCAAAGCGGCACUAAGACCGUGGUCCAGCCGCAGCCGCCUCUUCUCGCCACGCCCCCCGCCUCACCCUCAGUCGGCUUCUCCAACUCCUGCCAGUCUCGACGUCCCUCGGUUCCUCAGUCCACAGCUCUGCGCAGCAGAGUAACACAGCGCCUAGACGCCUAAGGCCGGCAGCCGGGCGAAGCGUUCGCCGCAACCGCCACUCUAACUAGCGGUAUUUAUAGCAACCGGCAACACAGCGCCCCUUCUUGCCCCGCCCCCUCCGCCUUCGAUUUGCUUCCGCUUCCGGUCCUGGAGUCCCGGCUUUGCGGUGAAGAGCUUUGCAUUUUGGGAGCUCUUUCCUUUCUCGCUCCCCGGCCAUCUUGGCGGCUGCUCUUGGUUGGGGGCCGUCCCGCACCUAAGGCAGGAAGAUGGUGGCCGCAAAGAAGACGAAAAAAUCGUUGGAGUCGAUCAACUCUAGGCUCCAACUGGUUAUGAAAAGUGGAAAGUACGUGCUGGGGUACAAGCAGACUCUGAAAAUGAUCAGACAAGGCAAAGCGAAACUGGUCAUCCUCGCCAACAACUGCCCAGCUUUGAGGAAAUCUGAAAUAGAGUACUACGCCAUGUUGGCCAAAACUGGUGUCCAUCACUACAGUGGCAAUAAUAUUGAAUUGGGCACAGCAUGUGGAAAAUACUACAGAGUGUGCACACUGGCUAUUAUUGAUCCAGGUGAUUCUGAUAUCAUUAGAAGCAUGCCAGAACAGACUGGUGAAAAGUAAAUCAUGCAAAAUUUUUCUUUAAUAAAACUGGCCAGAGCUUCUUUUAAAAACA